Globicephala melas (long-finned pilot whale) is the source of this 4209-nucleotide messenger RNA. It is a transcript of the gene COL20A1, whose product is annotated as collagen type XX alpha 1 chain. Gene Ontology annotation, molecular function: protein binding. Lineage: Eukaryota; Metazoa; Chordata; Mammalia; Artiodactyla; Delphinidae. The record is from RefSeq and is a predicted model, not a curated record.
UCGAGGUCAGGAGGGGACAGAGGGACAGACGGACAGAUGGCUGAGUGGCCUCUCCUCCUCCCGCAGGCCACACACCAUGAGCAUCCGUGUGUGCCCCCGCCUCGGGGUCGGCCUCUGGCUGUGGCUGGGUGUCACCCUGGGACUCGGCCAGGGACAAGCAAGCAGCCGCCUGAGGCUGGCGGUGCUGCCUGAGGACCGGCUGCAGAUGAAGUGGAGGGAGUCGGAGGGGAGCAGUCUCGGCUACCUGGUGCAGGUGAAGCCCAGGGCAGGGGACCUGGAGCAGGAGGUGAUGCUGACUACCAAGACCCCCAAGGCCACGGUGGGGGGCCUGAGCCCCUCCAAAGGGUACACCUUGCAGAUCUUCGAGCUCACGGGCUCAGGGAAUGUCCUGCUGGCUCGGAGGGAGUUUGUGAUCAAAGAUUUGAAGAGUAGCUCUGCGAGCAGGAGCAGCCGGAGGCCACUGGGGGCAGCCCUGCAGCCCAGACCCUCCCACGAGGGGAGCCCAGACCUCGAGCCCCCAGUGGCCUUGGCCCCAAGCCAAGACCUGCCCACGCCUGGUGGGUCCAAGCCGGGGGACGGAGUACCUUGUGAGGAACAGCCCCCACCCAGGGGCCCUGAGGGGGAGGCCCCUGCCCAGCGCACCCCAGACCUGGAAGAGCACAGCCACGCCAGGGCCUCGGCUGGAGGGAGAGAGAAGCCAGCCGGACCCCAGUUCCGCUGCACGUCCCCCACACCCGUGGACAUGAUCUUCCUGGUGGAUGGAUCCUGGAGUAUUGGUCACAGUCACUUCCAGCAGGUCAAAGACUUCCUGGCCAGCAUCAUUGAGCCCUUUGAAAUCGGGCCAGACAAAGUCCAAGUAGGCCUGACUCAGUACAGCGGGGACCCCCAGACCGAGUGGGACCUGAAUGCCUUUGACACCAAGGAGGAGGUGCUGGCCGCCGUGCGUGGCCUCCAGUACAGAGGGGGAAACACGUUCACAGGCCUGGCCCUGACCCACGUGCUGGAACAGAACCUGAAGCCCGUGGCGGGUCUCCGUCCGGAGGCGGCCAAGCUGGUGAUUCUGGUGACGGACGGCAAGUCCCAGGACGAUGCCCGCACUGCUGGCCACAUGCUCAAGGGUCUGGGCGUCGACGUCUUUGCCGUGGGCGUGAAGAACGCCGACGAUGCUGAGCUGAGGCUCCUGGCGUCCCAGCCUCUGGACGUCACCGUGCACAGCGUGCAGGACUUCCCCCAGCUCGGCUCGCUGGCCGGCCUGCUCAGCCGCCUCGUCUGCCAGAAGGUGCAGGGCAGGCGCCCGCGCAGCGGCCCCGCCGCAGCCGCUCCGGCCCUGGACCCCCUUUCCGCUCCCACCGGCCUGGUCCUGACCCGGGUGACCUCCUCCAGCAUCCACCUGUCCUGGACCCCAGCCCCGCGGCCACCCCUCAAGUACCUGAUCGUGUUGCGGCCUUCUAAGGGCGGCGCUCCCAGGGAGGUGGUGGUGGAGGCGCCCGCCUCGUCGGCAGAGCUGCACAACCUGACCUCCAGCACGGAGUACCUGGUCUCCGUGCUCCCCAUCUACAAGGCCGGCGUCGGUGAGGGCCUGCAGGGCCCGGUGACCACAGCGCCCCUGCCCCCACCCCAGGCGCUGACCCUGGCCGCAGUGAUGCCCAGAGCCAUCCACCUCAGCUGGCAGCCCUCGGCGGGGGCCACCCAGUACCUGGUGCAGUGCUCACCCACCUCCCCCAAGGGCAAGGAGGAGGGGAGAGAGGUGCGGGUGGGGCAGCCCGAGGCGCUGCUGGAUGGGCUGGCCCCGGGCAGGGACUACGAGGUGUGGGUGCGGAGCCUGCGAGGGGCAGAGACCAGCGAGGCCCAGAGCAUCCGCGCCAGGACCCCCGCCCUGGCCCCCCCCAGACACCUGAGCUUCUCGGACGUGAGCCAUGACUCGGCCCGAGUGUCCUGGGAGGGCACCGUGAGGCCUGUGCACCUGUUCAGGGUCAGCUACGUCUCGAGCAAGGGCGGCCACUCGGGACAGACGGAGGCUCCUGGGAGCGCCACCUCGGUCACUCUGGGCCCCCUCUCGUCCUCCACCGCCUACACGGUCCGCGUCACCUGCCUCUACCCUGGGGGCAGCUCCUCCACACUGACUGGCCACCUGACCACACGGAAAGUCCCCAGCCCGAGCCAGCUGUCGGUGACAGAGCUGCCUGGGGACAAAGUCCAGCUGGAGUGGGCGGCCGCAGCGGCGUCCGGCGUGCUUGUCUACCAGAUCACAUGGACGCCCCUGGGAGAGGGGAAGGCCCAUAAGAUCUCUGUCCCGGGGAACCUGGGCACGGCCGUCCUGCCCGGCCUGGGGAGGCACUCGGAGUAUGAGAUCACCAUCCUGGCCUACUACAGGGAUGGGGCCCGCAGUGACCCCGUGUCCCUCCGCUACACCCCCCUCAGCUGGAGCCCACCCUCCAACCUGGCCCUGGCCUCGGAGUCGCCUGACAGCCUGCGGGUCAGCUGGACACCCCCGAGUGGCCGUGUCCUCCACUACCAGCUCUCCUACGCGCUGGCCUCAGGCUCGGGACCCGAGAAGUCGAUCUCCGUUCCAGGACCCAGAAGCCAUGUGACUCUCCCUGACCUGCUGGUGGCCACCAAGUACCGGGUCCUAGUCUCAGCCGUCUACGGAGCAGGGAAGAGUGUGGCAGUGUCUGCCACGGGCCAGACGGCCUGCCCGGCCCUCCACCCGGAUGGCUCCCUCCCAGGCUUUGACCUGAUGGCAGCCUUCGGGCUGGUGGAGAAGGAAUACGCCUCCAUGCGUGGCGUGGCCAUGGAGCCCUCGGCCUUCGGCCCCAUCAGGACCUUCACGCUCCUCAAGGACGCUCAGCUGACCCGCCGGGCCAGCGACAUCCACCUGGCCACCCUCCCCACGGAACACACAGUCGUCUUCCUCCUGCGCCUGCUCCCCGAGACGCCCCGCGAGGUCUUCGCGCUGUGGCAAGUGGCGGCUGAAGACUUCCGGCCCGUCCUGGGGGUCCUGCUGGACGCCAGCAGAAAGUCGCUGACCUACUUCAGCCGUGACCCCAGCGCCACCCUGCAGGAGGCCACCUUUGACCUGCCCGAAGUGAGGAGGAUAUUCUUUGGCAGCUUCCACAAGGUGCACAUAGCCGUGGGCCGCUCCAAGGUCAGGCUCUACGUGGACUGCCGGAAGGUGGCUGAGAAGCCCACUGGGGAGGCCGGCAGCCUGCCCACCACCGGCUUCGUCACACUGGGGAGACUGGCCAAGGCCCGGGGCCCCCGGAGCAGCUCAGCCUCGUUCCAGCUCCAGAUGCUACAGAUUGUGUGCAGUGACUCCUGGGCAGAGGAGGACAGGUGCUGCGAGCUCCCGGCUUCGAAGGAUGGAGAGACCUGCCCUGCCUUCCCUUCUGCCUGUGCAUGUUCCUCACAGACCCCUGGGCCCCCGGGCCCCCAAGGACCUCCCGGCCACCCCGGGAGGGACGGAGCCCCAGGAGAGCAGGGCUUCCCAGGGCCCAGGGGAGAGCCCGGGCCACCCGGACAGAUGGGACCCGAGGGUCCUGGAGGUCAGCAAGGGUCACCAGGCACCCAGGGCCGAACCAUCCAGGGACCCGUGGGUCCACCAGGGGUCAAAGGAGAGAAGGGGGACCACGGACGCCCCGGCUUGCAGGGCCACCCCGGCCUCCAGGGCACCCCUGGGAAGGUUGGCGUCCAGGGACCAAAGGGAAUGAGAGGCCUGGAGGGGACUGCUGGCCUGCCCGGACCCCCUGGCCCUAGGGGCUUCCAGGGCACGGCGGGGGCCAGAGGCAGCAUCGGGGAGCGAGGACCCCCGGGGCCUGUGGGGCCCACGGGGCUGCCGGGGCCCAAGGGGGAGCGAGGAGAGAAGGGCGAGCCACAGUCCUUGGCCACCAUCUACCAGCUCGUGGGCCAGGCCUGUGAGUCCGCCAUCCAGAUGCACCUGCUGAAGCUCCACGCCUGUACCCACGAGAGCACCCGGCCCCCCAUGCCCAUCUUGGAGGCCCCCAGGGCCUUUGGCACGCACAGAGAGGCCCGGCUCCCUGGAGAAGGGGGGCACGGUGGCCCCCGCCCAGAGGACAGAGGACGGUCGCCCUGCUGCCCCGAGUGAGCCCGAACGUCCCCCCACCGGAUCCCGGACACCGAGCGCAGCUGGAGAAGAGGGUCUGGAGGCGGAAGGAGGGGAGGCGGAAGGAGGGGAGGCAGAGGCCAGGCCCG